GCCCUGUGCAUCUCAUUGGCUGUGCUGUGCCUGGGCCACUCCGUGCCCGCCGGCAGUGCAGGAGCCCUGGCAGGAGCCGAGGUGAGCCCGGGAGGGAUGGAGGGCUCCGGCAGCACCGAGCUGCUCGCCCUGAGACGUGCAGCCUCUAGAGGGAACUACCCGUCCACGAAUGGGGCUUUUUGGGUAGCAAAGCUGCCACGACGGCAGCGCGGUCCCUCCAGGCACAGGGAGGAGGGACAUACCCCACCCGCAUCCCCAGGACCACCAGCCUCCCAGAGGUGUGUGUCAGCAGGGCCCCUUCUCCCUCUGCUUUGCAGGACAAGAGCCCACCAAGGCUCUCGCGGCUGUGCUGUGUGUCGGGGUGACCGUGCUGCUGAUGAUGCUUUUUGGGUGCGCCUUGGUCCGGUGCUGCCGCCGCUGGCACCGGCCUGGCUUCAUCUUCAACCUGUACCACACCGGGGGACUGGGGGCAGUGGCGCUGGAGCUGGUCCCACCAUUCAGUAUCAGCGGCUCGCUGAGCGAUGCAGGGAGCAGCUACACACCGUUCCACGGCCGGGGACCCUGAGCAGGGGCUGGGCUGGUGUGCAGGCCACGGCAUCACCCCGCAGCGUCCCGCCCAGCCUUCAUGCCUCUGAAGUCCGCAACAUCUUCGGUGCCCGAGCUCCACAGCCUCCAGAAAGCGUCCUUGGCAUCAGCUUCAAGCCCUACAGCCCAGAGUCCAGCCCGGCCCCGGCCCCCUGCACCACCUGUGAGAGCACACGAUCCUCCAUGUUCAGAGCUCCGUGCAUGAGCCAGCGACGGCUUGCGCUCAUCUUCUGCACCUCCAUUCUCAUCGUGCUGCUCAUCGCUCUAAUCCUGUUGUUCAUGUUCUGGCGGUCGCAGACCGGCAUCGUAUACAAGGAGCCUGCCGAGAGCUGCAGGGACAACCCCGUGCGCUGCGACGGCGUCGUCGACUGCUCCCAGCGGAGCGACGAGCUGGACUGCGUGCGCUUCGCCUCCGACCAGUCCCUGCUCCACGUGUACUCCAGCGCCGAGAGCCAGUGGCUGCCGGUGUGCAGCAGCUCCUGGAACGACUCCUUCUCCAGAAAGACAUGCCGGCAGCUGGGAUUUCAGAACGCGUCGCAGACCGAAUACAUCCCUCUGCACGUCUCCGGCAAGAGCCUGGCAGUGAGCGGUGACGGAGAGACCGUGCAGCAGAGCCUCAACAGCUCACAGUGUCUCACGGGAAAGUAUGUCUCGCUGCGAUGCACGGCCUGUGGGCAGAGGAUUUCUGGCCGGAUCAUAGGAGGAACGGAAACCUCCGUGAGCAAAUGGCCCUGGCAAGUGAGCGUGCAGUACGGGCCCAUCCACAUCUGCGGCGGCACCAUCAUCGCGGAACAGUGGGUCCUCACUGCAGCCCACUGCUUCUUCAUGAACAGCAUGAAGAUCCUCGACGACUGGAAGGUGUACGGCGGGAUCUCGGACCUGAAACAGCACACGGAGGGUGUCCCUGUCUCUCAGGUCAUCAUCAACUCCAACUACAGCGACGAUCAUGACGACUACGACAUUGCUCUGAUGAAGCUCUCCAGGCCACUGACACUGUCAGCUCAGGUCCGUCCAGCCUGCCUGCCCAUGUACGGCCAGCAAUUCCAGACCGGCAGGUCCUGCUUCAUCACAGGCUUUGGGAAGACCAGGGAGAAUGAAGAUAACACAUCCCCGAAGCUGCGGGAGGCCGAGGUGAAGGUGAUUGACUACAAGAUCUGCAAUAGUGACAAGGUGUACGAGGGCUACCUGACCCCACGAAUGAUGUGUGCUGGGUACCUGCAGGGAGGGAAAGAUGCCUGCCAGGGUGACAGCGGAGGGCCCCUGGUCUGUGAGGACAAUGGGCGCUGGUACGUGGCUGGGGUGACGAGCUGGGGGACAGGAUGUGGCCAGAAGAACAAGCCCGGUGUUUACACGCGUGUGACAAAGCUCCUCAGCUGGAUAUACAGCAAAAUGGAGAGCGAGAGCGACUAAGACCGGGCUGGACACUCGCCUGGGCUGUGCCGCUCCGGCCGGUUGCUGCCAGGGCGUGAUGAUGCUGCCAGCAGAUCCCCUCACCUCUCUCUGGCCUGUCCGUGCCGCCUGGGCUGUGCCACUGCCCCAGCCUCUGAGAACACAGUGCCUGCAAACUGACUCUGCCCUCGCCCACAGGAGGCAGCCUGGCAGCAAGUGGGCAAAGCGCCCAGCUAGCCCCAGCGGGUAGCACGUGGCGGGCAGCAGUCUGGCUGGCUGUGCCCCCCGGCAGGCACCUCCUCGGCCUCUCUCCGUGGGUCUCCUGUAAAUAGUGGUGUCUGGACAGCGUGUGGCAAGUGCUUCCUGGCAGUACCACAGCGGGCGAGGGGCUGCUGGCGCUGCCCAGCCAUCCCGUGGAGGCUGCGCACGGAGGCGAGGAGCAGGGGAGCCGUGGGCUGCCUGUGGCGAGGGAGCUGCCUGGCGGGGCUGUGCCGCCGGGGGGCUCAGCCGCAUGCUGGGCUGUGUGCCACGCUGCCCACACCGUUCUCCCACGGAGGGCUGAGCCGUGGGGAGCCCUCGGGGAGGAGCAGCAGGUCUGCAGAUUGCUGUAGGAUCUAAAGGACAGUGCUGCCCGUGAGAGAAAUGCCUAUUUGUUUCUGUGG
Colius striatus (speckled mousebird) is the source of this 2636-nucleotide messenger RNA. RefSeq names its product transmembrane serine protease 13 (gene TMPRSS13). Bases 97 to 1995 code for a protein of 632 amino acids. The transcript has 15 exons. Gene Ontology annotation, cellular component: membrane. Gene Ontology annotation, biological process: proteolysis. Lineage: Eukaryota; Metazoa; Chordata; Aves; Coliiformes; Coliidae. The record is from RefSeq and is a predicted model, not a curated record. Gene Ontology annotation, molecular function: serine-type endopeptidase activity; protein binding.